AUGGCGCACUUGUACGUCAUGAAACCACUGUAUGGCCCGGAUUCGCCUACGCUCGCGGUAAACCCUGAAGCUCCUGUGUCCGAGGAAGGUGAGAUACGAGAGCAGAGUGAGACCGCAUCCUCCGAAAAUUACAUACACGAUACGCGCCGGCAGCUGAUACAGUCUUACCAAGAACCCAAUGAAGUCGAUCAUCAAGUCGACCAGUGUCGAGAACCGACUGGCGCCAACAAGCAGCCGAUAGGCAUCAAGAGCGAACCACCAGCUACUCAAUGUGAUCUGCCUGUAGGCGAAUUCUCGUCCCUCCUACGUAUCGAGACUCCUGCGCCUCUUCCGCCGCUGGUGGGAAACAAUGCACAUGAGUUGAGGUAUCCGGUCGAGCGAACACGCGGCCCCAACGGUAUCAUAAUCGCAAAGCCAGAUCAUCCAGUUGUGAAAGCCUUCUAUGACGGCCGACCCAACCCACAGGCGAUGACAGCCAGGAUCAUGGAUACGGAGCGAAGACCCCGCUCAGUAUUCAUUACCACUGCCGAAGGAUCCUUGUUCGUCCCAAAUGUCCAAUCUCAACAGCCGCUCCCACUGCCAAAGCGCCCAUUCAGCCUACCAACGACGACCGUCAACAACAGUCUUGAUCCUCGGCUCCAAGAUCCUUAUACUGUCACGUUUCCAGCUCAACACGAGAGUAUUAAACAGGAGAUCGUGAUGGACCACAACGAUGUAACCACAACCAGCCUACCAGAUACUGAAGACAAGCUUGAAGAGCAGGGGAUAGAGAUUCUGAAGUUGAAAAUGGAGGCUGCUAUUAAAGAUCGUGAGGUUCGGAAGCUCAAGGCGGAGAAUGAUGCGCUCAAGACGGAGAUCGAGAAGCUACGCAUCUAUCCCAUCAGCACCGGGGCACCUUCGAGACUGGGAGCAAGCGGCCGCGCUCCUACCUUUAGUAACAACGCGUUAAGCGGCAGCGGACAGACUUUGUCGAGUGAGUGUACGAGUUUAAAUAGAUGUAUUCACACACUAUGUGACGAUCUCCAAUGA
Messenger RNA from Alternaria arborescens, 1029 nucleotides. RefSeq lists its product as hypothetical. The coding region runs from base 1 to 1029 and encodes 342 amino acids. Lineage: Eukaryota; Fungi; Ascomycota; Dothideomycetes; Pleosporales; Pleosporaceae. The transcript is spliced from 3 exons. The record is from RefSeq and is a predicted model, not a curated record.